AUUAAAUCAUAUUCUGCACUUAUGCUUAGAAGAUACGUAUAUAUAAAAUUCAUUUCAUUAGCAAAGAACAUACUUCAACGAACGAGUUUGAAAGAAACAGAAAUCAUGGCUAAGUUUUUCGCAUUUUUGCUGUGCAUCAUUCUUUGUGCCGAUUUCGUCUGUAAAUUAGCAACAGGAGAUGUUUAUCCUUAUCCAGGCGAUUGCUCAAAAUAUCAGCAUUGUGAUAAUAGUGGUUGUUUUGUCCUAAGUUGUGGCGCAGGGACAGAAUUUAAUCCAAAUAUUGGUACAUGUGAUUAUCCUUUGGCAAAUCGGCAGGACUGUAGUAAUCGAUAUUAAAAUUUUAGAAUA
Molecule: messenger RNA, 348 nt
Organism: Apis florea (little honeybee)
Lineage: Eukaryota; Metazoa; Arthropoda; Insecta; Hymenoptera; Apidae
Cellular component (GO): extracellular region
Molecular function (GO): chitin binding
Source: RefSeq, a predicted model, not a curated record